This is a messenger RNA of Pocillopora damicornis (cauliflower coral), 1591 nucleotides long. Its product is annotated as uricase. Gene Ontology annotation, cellular component: peroxisome. Gene Ontology annotation, biological process: purine nucleobase catabolic process; urate catabolic process. The record is from RefSeq and is a predicted model, not a curated record. Lineage: Eukaryota; Metazoa; Cnidaria; Anthozoa; Scleractinia; Pocilloporidae. Gene Ontology annotation, molecular function: urate oxidase activity.
CUCAACAAUAUAGAAGAAUUUGCAGUCCACAUCUGUAAUCAUUUUCUAACAACACAUAAACAGGUAGUUCAUGUAACUGUCAACAUUGAUGAGUCACCCUGGAAACGUAUCCAACAGAAAGGCGUUGACCAUGCUCAUGCAUUUGUUCUCACUCCAGAAGUGACAAGAUUCUGCUCCGUUACUCAAGCAAGGGGAGAGGAUCCCAAGGUAUCAAGUGGCCUCAAGGAGAUGCAGAUAUUGAAAACAACUCAAUCAGGAUUUACAGGAUUUUGCAAAGACAAAUACACAAUUUUGCCAGAAGCUACUGAUCGUCCAUUCUCCACCAAAGUGUACUGCCAGUACAAGUUUGACACCACAAAGGGUGUGGACUUCUCUUCCUGUUGGAAUCUUGUCAAGAAUACAAUCUUGGAGGAGUUUGCUGGGCCUCUGGACACUGGGGUCUACUCACCCUCUGUACAGAAUACCUUAUACAAGACAGAAGCAAAGAUCUUGGGCAGUAUUCCACAGAUUGGUUAUGUGGAAAUGGUGAUGCCAAACAUCCAUUACUUCACAGUGAACAUGGCACCAUUUGGAAUAGCAAACAAGGAUGAGGUUCUGAUGGCUACAGACAAGCCAGCUGGUAUGAUAAAGGCAGCUCUGUCAAGGAAACCUGUGGCAAAGCUGUAAUCAGCAUGGGCUGUUUGUGACUGAAAGGGCUCACUUACCUGUGAAUCAAAAUUUGUGAAUCUUUCUCCCACAGUUGAUUCAGUAAUUUGCUUUAACGCAAACAACGCAUCUAUUUUAUCAUUGAUAAUUAUUUUUGAUGCCUUGAAAUGAAAAGUUAAGCAGGGCGAUGAGACAAUAAUAAUUAUUCUUGUUACAAUAAUGUGAUAGUUCGUUACUGGACAAGUGAAAACUGUUUGACUUUGGUUUUUAACCUUUUAACUCUCAGGAUUUGAUUGUUAAUUCCUCCCUCUAGCUGCUACACAAUUCCUGGUAAACUAGUUACGAGAAUCUGAUGUUAGAUCAAGGUAACAACUUCGGCCUGAUAAGUUUUAGUAUUCUCAUUACCUGUAUGCUAGAUAAUGUAUGGAUAUCAUAGGGAAAACUUACAAGAUUAUCACUUCUGGGAGUUAAAGAGUUUAGUGCAUUCUUAAAUCAUGGGUAAGAGAAUUAGAUAUCUGAGAUAAUAUACUCUUCGUGAUCUCAAUCGAUGUUAAUUCUUGAAUCCCAUACAUACAUACGUGAUUUUUAUUAGCAUUUCUAGAAAAACUCAUAGAUUCAUUGUUGUCAAUUUGGAAAUAGGAAUUACAUAAGAAAAAUCGGGUAAUUCAAACUUUUUAAAGGUAUACAUAGGAAAUAUUUCAAACUAAGUACAAACGCUGAGGAUUGGCCUCUUUAUAUGUGAAGCCAACGAACUGCCACUAUAGACCGGCAACUCGGUAGGGGCAGUUCUUGGUAUUUUUGGUAAGGGCUCCAGAAAAGACAGAAUUUUUAUCUCCCCUUGAGCCCAAAUAAGCAAAGAAUACUUUAACACAGGUAAUUUUUUGUAUUCUUGAUAUUAAGCGAUAACAUGCGAUCGUAAUGAGAGAUUAAAGAGCAUUGAAAAAGA